CACAAAUAAAUUUCAACUUCCUUGUCGGUGGGUGUUGCCCAAACCCUGGAUGUUGUGAAAACGUUGUGUAUCCGUCUAUGUUUACUGAACGAUUGGAUGAAGAAAUGUUAGCAUGACUCUCUUCGUCAGUCAAUAUAUGCUUCUUGUGACAUGCAUAAGAGCGUAUGAGAAUUUAGCAUUACGGAAACCAGCAUGGCAGGAACAUAACUGGCCUGAUAAACCCUAUGAUGUGGAAUGGGGAGCAGCGAAGGCUGUGGACGGAAUGGAUACUGACCGCUCAGCAGGAGGAACCCAUUGUACCAUUUCAGGCCCGAGUAAAACAACAGCGACGUGGAGAGUGGAUCUGGAGAGUGUGGUCAGCAUCAGUCACAUUGACAUCUACUACAGGACGGACAAUCUUCCAAUUCCUAGUGUAUACACUUCGGGGUUUGCUGGAUUUUUCCUUUACGUAUCCAACACUACGUCAAAGGAUGACGGCCAUCUUUGUUUCCAUGAAAUACAGAAUGUGACCGGUACUCCAAUAGAGAUCCAGACAAUAAGAUGUUCUGUUCAUGGACGAUAUGUGAUAUACUACAACGAACGGAUACAGGGUGUUACCUAUCCUAGUUAUUACUCACAAUACGCAAACAAUGACCUGUGUGAAGUGGAAGUUUUUGGAUGUCGUGACCCAAAAUAUCAUGGACUUAAUUGUGAUCAACCGUGUCCCGACGGAUGUCAAGAGAAAAGGUGUGACGUCAAGACGGGUCAAUGUCUGGGCUGCAUACCGGGAUAUCAAGGUCCUCGCUGUAGUCAAGAUUGCCUAGUUUACGCGACUAAGACAAUGGAAGGACGGCCAGUGUCUGGUCAACAGAUAAUGCUUAGUCCUAGGUAUCCCACAAGUCCAUGCAUGUCCUAUUCUCGAUUCUCCGUUCAUGAGGUAUGUGCUGUACAGACAUACGGACUGGAAUGUUCUUUAUCAUGUGGUAACUGUAGUGAUGGAGAGACCUGUCACCAUGCCACCGGCAUGUGUCCAAGGGGAUGUAACAAGGGAGUGGAGGGGGACAAAUGCCAGACACCAUGUCAGCCUGGUUAUUAUGGGAAGAACUGCGGACAGAGAUGCAGUGAGAACUGUAAAGUGACAAACCACUGUAACAGAUUUACAGGGGAUUGUGACAGGGGCUGUAAACCGGGAUGGAAGAUACCAACAUGUCAGGAAGAAUGUGACGGCGGGAUGUACGGCGCAGGCUGCACACAGAGUUGCGGCCCCUGUCUACACAACAACCAGUGUCACCAUAUUAAUGGCACGUGUUUAAAUGGCUGUUCUUCCGGGUAUCAGGGAUGGAACUGCAAGGAGAAAUGCCCCAGUGGAUAUUUCGGUAUCAAUUGUGAGAACAAGUGUACCGUGUACUGUGGUAGCAAUGGAAGUUGUGAUCAUGUCACCGGAAUUUGUGAGAGCGGAUGCAAAGAGGGGUGGAGCGGGCCUAUCUGUGGUACAGAGUUAUCGUUCCACGCUACAACUUGUACAGAUGACAACACCGCCAUCAUCAUAAGUCUUGUAGUAUCUAUUAUCAUAGUGCUCAUCGGAAGUGUCAUCAACUUCCUGAUGUGGAAGAGAAAUCAACGAAACGCAAAGAAAGGAGAAAACUGUACAAGUGAAACAAGGAGUGCUCACAAUUCAGAUACCGAGAGGUUUAGAAGGAUUAAACCUUGUCUACGUCUAGAGGCUUCAAAAUAUAUUUAUAAAAAAAUAUACCAAGCGGUUCAAAUCGGGUUAGAUCCCCGUAUGCAGAACUGGGAGACCUUGACAAACCGAACACGUAUGAGGAACUUCACCAUUAUACCGAAUCUACCGGGGAAGUCUAAGACGAGUUAUUUGUAUUGCAGUUAUUUCCACCGUACUUAGUCUAAGACGAAUUAUUUGUACCGUACUUAGUUUUCUAUGAUGAACUUUCACAUAGAACGUAGCCGGAAAAGUCUAAGACGAAGAUAUAUAUUAUUUUUACUGAAUUUAUUUCCACCGUAUUUAGUUUUCCAUGAUGAACCUUUAUAUAGAAUGCAGUACAUUUUUUACGUCGAACGUCCAAUGCAUUUCAUUUCGUUGUCCACAACGCUGACCGUUGAUGAGUGUGUGCAAUCUAAUGUCUCAAUGAUUUAUGAACAUAUGAAGAGAGUACGUGGGAUAAAACUGAUAAUUACUGAUAUCUUACAUGAACGGUGUGAACCUGUCUGUAUAUAUUUUGAAUGUAUAUAUAUAUAUAGCUUAAUAUUGUUAUAUAUUGUUAAUAUUGUUAUAUUAUCAUUGGCGCCCUAGCGAUUAUAUCCCAUGUCAAAAUGACCGUGAUUAACUGAAAACUCACGGGAAAACAUGAUAAAUUGUAAUUGUACGUAUUGAAAUCUAUCAAUGUUAUUUGCAUUAAUUUAUUGAAUCAUAGAAGUACUUGCGGUUUUGGCGAAAUUCUGCCAAGCUUUUAUGGGGGGAAAUUAGUUUGUGUUGCAGAUAUUUUCUUCUUUAAUUUUUAAAAGAAUAACUCAUACAGAUACUUACUCUCAAACACAUAUGAAAAUCAACUAAUAUAUGCGUAUGCGUAGUACAUAAUCAAAUAAAGUAAGGGUCAUGAAGCUAUUUGUGAUGUUUUUUUAUGGUUUUGUAUGGAUAAACUAGUGAAAUUUAACAACUCUUUCGUCGUCGUCCGGAAGACUUUUUGUAUGGAUUGAAAAUUUACGAAAAAACUGACAAUUCCUCUUAAUAUCAUCCCAGACGACGAGGGAAGAAGGGUUAAAAUAUCAAUUGAAAGAUGCUUACAGAAUUGUCAUCAUGACGUAAUUUCGAGUGAUGAAAUUCCCACUUCUUGGCAGUUGAAGAGGUAACGGGAAUCACUGGGGUAGUACAUGCAUUUUCAAAAAACUAUAUGCUCAUCGGAUAUUUAUUCAAAGGGUUUAACAUUUAUUGGAAACAUAAUAAUAAAAAAUGAAAAAAAUCCGGAUGUAUUUAAGUCAAUCUUACAGACCGGAUUUCAUUAUUGUUGUUAUUGCCAGUGUAAAGAUAACGGUGUAUAUAUAAGACCUACCAAAGGUCCAUGAGAAUUCAUGUUACACACAAGAUAAUCAACAUUUAAAUAGUUUAUCUAAUGAUGAAUGAAUAAUUUCACAAACAAUGUAUUCGUUGAAAAAUUAAGCAUUAUAUUAACUAUGUGCAUACAUUUCAUUAAAUAUAAAACAACAUGUGAUAUCAACAGCAGACGACAAUGUUUUACUUAGGCCAAUUUCAACCAAGGCGCGUACGUACAUCAAUGAUAUUUAGUGGACGUGUGACAUUUUUAAGAAAGUAUACAAUUGUAAUCCGUGAAUAUAAAUUUUUACGUAUCACCCCUCCCCUCGACAUUUCAAAAAGUACGAUACGUGUCUGGUGAUACAUUGUACCACUCUUGUAUACUGAUUGUGUGUUGUAGCAUUGUACCAUUUUUGUAUUCUGAUUGCGUGUUGUAGCAUUGUACUAUUCCUAUCUACUGAUUGUGUGUUGUAGCAUUGUACCAUUCUUGUAUACUGAUUGUGUGUUGUAGCAUUGUACCGUUCUUGUAUACUGAUUGCGUGUUGUAGCAUUGUAACAUUAGUGUAUACUGAUUGCGUGUUGUAGCACUGUACCAUUCUUAUCUACUGAUUGUGUGUUGUAGCAUUGUACCAAUUUUUGUAUACUGAUUGUGUGUUGUAGCAUUGCACCGUUCUUUUAUACUGAUUGUGUGUUGUAGCAUUGUACCAUUCACCAUAUUUGUUUUAACAAUUGUUUUUACACAUUUUUAUUACUUGUGUAAACAAAUUUCAUCAUCAGGAAUUUAACUGUAAACUAAAAUUCGAGGUUAUUCUUCAAUUUAAAUCCCAGAAUGUCACACUAUAGUGCCCAGGUAUGCGCGUUAGCUUCAAAGAUACUAGCGUACAUUGUAUAUGUUAUCGCCCGAGAGUGCUACAAUGCAGCUACAAUGGAGGGAAUUCCAACAACGAAUAACUAUUUCUCUCCGAUCUAAGUUGUCUCUUUUUUAAAUUCACAAAUUAUAUGUUUUAGGAAGCUUAAACACCAGAGAACACUAAAUUAUCCACGUUUUAAACAACGCCAUAUCCCACUGAUUUAUGAUAUAUAACAAGGCUUGUAAUUCAAUCCACCCCUUCCCAUACCCCAUGAGAGAUAUUUCACAAUCAAAAUAUAUAUAUAUUGCUUACCAGCUGGUUUCAUAGCCCCCUUCACUCCCGGUAAUUUUCUUUAUGAUUAAAAUUCUCUAAUAAGAACUACAUACCCGUUAUAUGUUUAAAAAUGGAAGUAAUAUCAGC
Ostrea edulis (European flat oyster) is the source of this 4299-nucleotide messenger RNA. RefSeq names its product platelet endothelial aggregation receptor 1-like. NCBI's taxonomy places the organism in Eukaryota, Metazoa, Mollusca, Bivalvia, Ostreida, Ostreidae. The coding region runs from base 113 to 1882 and encodes 589 amino acids. The record is from RefSeq and is a predicted model, not a curated record. Gene Ontology annotation, molecular function: scavenger receptor activity. The transcript has 16 exons.